AUGGGGGAAAAUGUAAAGAACGUUCCCCACUUUGUUCACAUUUCCCACUUUCCCCCUUCGAAACACAAAACUUUAGAACCUAGAGCAACCACCAGUAGCCACCAGGACAGAUUCUCCAAAAAAAAAGGAAACGAAUCAAAAGGAUUAAUUAACAGUUACUUGGACAGUAUAUUAGACAGUGAUGUGUUAGCGUAUUAUGAACAAGAUGCGGGAAGCAUACACAGUGAGGACAUGGAUGUAGAAAGUCUAUUAGACGCGUUCUGUAUACAAACUUACGUCAUGUCUGCACAUUUAAUGGUGCAUAGUGAUGCAUCCCAAAGGAAAAAUGCCUAUAUGAGUAUAUGCCGAGAUUGCCAUCAUUUUUUCGCGAAUCAGAAGGAGUGCCUAGAUAAUUCGAUUAACAUGUCCAUAAAGAAUAAUAGCGAGAAGGAAACAGUGAUCAGAGUGCCCUUGUUAGGCCUGAAAUAUGAGGAAUCAAGAAAGUCAAACCAGUCCCUUAUCGUCAACUUCCCGGUGACUUACGUCCUGUCAAAGUUAAUGUCUAGCUUAGUCAACAUGGAUUCGUACGAUUCGAAGGACGUGUCAACAACAUGUGAUAUCUUGCGAAAAACAUUAUCAAUGCAGAUAAAUCAAAAGCUACGCAGGUUUCCAAACAUCAUGGGUAUUUUCUCUGCCUACAUUUCAUCGUAUACUAGCAACUUUAACAAUGAGGUGAGUAGCAAGGUAACGGACAUGUCGAACCCAUUGCACAGCUGUAAAGAGUUGUUGAAGUCAUUUGAAAAAAUGGAGAAGUUAACUUCCUCCUUGGUAAAGAAGUCGAGCAAAAAAUACUUGGAACACCAGACUAGACAAAACAAAAUGGAAAGUUUUGUUUUCUCCAUUUUUAACUUUAAGUGUAGAGAAUCGGAUACAAAUAUGCAUAUUAAAAUGAUAUACGAUUUUUCCUAUUACAUUUAUGACGUUAUAGAAAGGAUUAAAAGGGUGUACAAUGAAGAAAUAAGAUCUUUAUUUUUAAAAGAUUUGGAGACCCCUGAGUUGUUCUUCUUAAGAAAUAGUUCAAAUAUAAAAAACAUUUGCUCCAUAAAUAUAAUUGCAACCAUUUCUUGGUUUUUCAAUCAAGUGAAUAUGGGCAUAUAUAACAAGAACAAAACGGUUCUGGAUUUAUUUAUCGAAAAAUUUUCAUCUCAAAAUAUUGAGAAAAUAGUAAAAAUGGAAAAAAUCCAGAAGAAUGUGCCAAAAAAAUACAUCAUGGAUUUAUGCCUUAAGACUAUGACAGAGAUAGUUGAUAUGGUCGGUUCGGCCUUGCUUGCUUACUACAAUGAGAAUUUAUCAGAAGUUGGUCAAGAAAUACAUGCGGAGGAAGAAGCAGGAGACGCAGACUCAUGGUCUGAUGGAGACACAAUCAGAGCGCCAAGUCCAGCGACAUCGUCCGAUGGGGACACUAUCGGAGCGGGAAGUCCAGUGACAUCGUCCAAUGGAGACACACCCAGAUGGGCAAGUCCAGCGACACCGUCCCAUGAAGACACAGCAAGAGAGGCAAGUCCAGCGAGAUCCUCCGAUGAAGACACACCAAGAGCGGCAACUCCAGCUGCAUCGCCCGAAGAAGAUAACCCCAGAACUUCGAGCCCCAACCCAGUACCAUACCCAUCUGUACCAUUAUCAUCCCCAGGGGGAUACCUACCCCAGACCCUUUCAUCAAUCUCAUCUUUGCCCCCAUCAUCACCCUCACCUCGAAAUGGUACACCCCAAAAGGUUACCUUCUCCAACAUAAUUAAAUACGCUGAGAUGUCCCUUCUAAAGCACAGGCUAGGUGAACUUCUAGAAGAGGCGUCAGACCAUGGCAGCAGUUACGAAUCCCAUAAAGAUAGACAGAGUUUACAGAGAAACUUUGGGGAGAGGGAAAAUGUUAUUUGUUUAAUGAAAAUUUUUUCCACUAGGAUGAAUUCUCAUAUUUCUAAUUUACAAAAUUCGUUCCUAAAAAAGCUCACGCUUGAGAAUUAUAAAUUGUACGGAGUUUUAAAUAGACCCCUUGAUGAUAGAGAAUCUAUGUACUUUUGCACCUUUCCCGGGGAAUACCUGAUUCAUAGAAUACUCUCCUCGAAGUUUUAUUUCAUGAUUAAUAUUUACAAGUGA
Molecule: messenger RNA, 2133 nt
Organism: Plasmodium inui San Antonio 1
Lineage: Eukaryota; Apicomplexa; Aconoidasida; Haemosporida; Plasmodiidae
Exons: 4
Coding region: 1-2133 (710 amino acids)
Source: RefSeq, a predicted model, not a curated record